AUGAAGCCUGCUCAUCACUCUCCUGAAAAAAUCCAAGGUGCUAUCGACGUUAUUGUUGAUGGCGGUGUGAAAGGUGGUGCUGCCGGCCUAGUUGCCGGUGCCAUUUCCCACUUUGUUGCCCAAAAAUACUCGCCCAAGUACCGUUCGCUGACGGUCCAGUUCCGCACCUUUAUCCAACUUGCUUUUGUAAUUACAGGUGCAUGCUGGGUCAUUGACAAUAACCUGCUUGCAUAUGAGCGCCAAAUCUCUAGAGAACAGCGCGAACUCCGUAUCAAGAAGAUGGAAGAUCUUGCCAAUGAUUACUAUACCUUUGCGUCGCAGCCUGGGGGCAAAAAACCGGCUGGAACGGUGUCCCAGGCUGUCGAAGACUUGAAGGCCACUGAGAAAAUUGCAACCUCUGCUUCUGUGGCUCCUGCUCAAUCUUCCUCUGAGUAA
Molecule: messenger RNA, 435 nt
Organism: Magnusiomyces paraingens
Lineage: Eukaryota; Fungi; Ascomycota; Dipodascomycetes; Dipodascales; Dipodascaceae
Exons: 2
Coding region: 1-435 (144 amino acids)
Source: RefSeq, a predicted model, not a curated record